Molecule: messenger RNA, 2865 nt
Organism: Talaromyces rugulosus
Lineage: Eukaryota; Fungi; Ascomycota; Eurotiomycetes; Eurotiales; Trichocomaceae
Exons: 5
Coding region: 1-2865 (954 amino acids)
Biological process (GO): peptidyl-threonine phosphorylation; peptidyl-serine phosphorylation
Molecular function (GO): ATP binding; protein serine/threonine kinase activity
Source: RefSeq, a predicted model, not a curated record
AUGGCAUCCGAAAAAUCCUAUGACAAUCUGUGUCAUGACAUCUACAUGAGACUCUAUUCGCAAUUGGAAAGAAAAGAUGAGGAACGGUACCGGUUCGCGCCGGCCGGCACCGCCAAGGGUGUCCUUCAUCGUGAUAUUCUGAUGCGCUUCUUUCAGAGUCUCCUCUCGCGGAGACGCAAUGCAAUAGAUGAGUUUGGCUUGUCAGAGGAAGACCUUGUGCACAGAAUAAACGAGAGACAACUUCACAAUUUCCUGGCAAUCUUGAUGUUCGCUACGUGCCGUAUUCAGGCAGCGAAGAUCUUUACCACUCAACUUGUUGCAGGAGACGAAUGGCCAGUUAUGAGCAGCGCCGGAAAUAAAUUCCAUGUCUUGCCAGCCGGCCGUGAAGAACUGCUGGAGCUUUUUCAUGACGACAUCGUUACCGUCGACAAGUUCCUCACGACACAAGCGUGUUUCUGUCCUGUGACGAUCCAGAGAAGGGAGGAAGUCAUUGUCAGGAGCCUAGAGGAGCAUCGCCUGCCAUACAUAGCAGAGAAGCUUCUCAGCCAGGGCAGCUUUGGCAUAGUAUACAAGGUCAAAAUCGCCAAGGGUCACUUCUAUGAUUCGCGAUCCGAGACAGUAAACCCCGACUAUACGGAAAUAGCACGCAAGGACUAUCGCAUCAGCGAAAACGCCCAUAUAGAACACGAGAUCAUGGGGAAGAUUCUGAACAGUUCGUCUUGGGAAUGCAGAAACAUCGUCGAAAAUUACGGCAGUCUUCAUAUCAGUCCAACAAAGUACAGUUUGUUCAUGCCUCUUGCCAUUUGUGACCUGAUGGCGUAUAUGAGAGAAAUUCGCCAAACGAAACCUGGAGACGUCAUAGAGAAGGCUAAGAUUAUAAAGUCAGCCAUUGGACUUGCAGCCGGCCUGAAUUUUCUCCACAACAAGUUAAAAACAUCCGAUGAGGAGGACCUAGUGUGCUAUCACAUGGAUCUCAAGCCCGAUAACAUCUUGAUAUUCAGAGAAACAAGCAACAACGAAACAAAUUACAUUUGGAAAAUUAGCGACUUUGGAAUGGCUCGUGUCAAACUACGAAAUCGAUACCACAACAGUGAGAGCGAGAGGGAUUUCAACAGUUGGUUUGUUCAGCACAAAAAAACACAGGAUCAGUCUUCAUUGGCUACUUUAAACCGGCGUGGUGAGGGCACUUAUCUAGCCCCCGAGUCGAUUUCAGCCAUCCCGAGCAUGAAAACCGAAAGCGAUGUUUGGUCUUUGGGUUGUGUCAUCAGUGUUGUGUUCACCUAUCUAGAGGAAGGUGGAGAUGGCGUGGCCCGUUACCAAGAUGCCAGGUUAAAAGAUAAUCAAGCAGACGGUAUUGACCGAUUCUUCCUGCGCGGCACAAGAUUUACCUCUUCCAAAGUUCAUCCCAUAAUAAAAAAAUGGCACAGCGGACUCAUUGACAAGGCGGGGCAACGAGACGAUAGGGAAGGCAGGGCGGUGAAAUUCAUAUUGAGGUAUCUCGAAAAGUCUGUUUUCGAGAUUAAUCAAGCCAAAAGAGACGGUGUCAUCGCAGUAGAAGAAGCUCUACGGGAGACUUUUAGGAAAUACAAGGAGUUAGAAGCGGCGAGAGAAAAUAUUCCAGAAAAGCGAAAGAGGCUUUCGAGCUCUGUCAAGCCACUGAGAUGGCAUUCCAGCGAUGACCCACAGGUUGAGAGAUGGAACCUAUUUCCCUCUGAGGCUUUCAAAGGCUGUGCGAUAUCUCCUGACGGGAACUUGGUUGCGUAUUGGACAGACGAUAAGAUUUCACUCUACACAUCUGAAUCAUUACGCCUCCAAAACCUCCAUACUGCAAGUCCGGCAUCGAACUAUUUACUAGAAACAAAAUAUAACACCACUCGUAUGUGGAAGGCUGUCGCUUUGACACAAAGGUAUUUGGUGGCCUCCACUACAGGAGGAGACUUCCAGUGUUACAUUUUCAAACUAGAGGGCGGGACAUCAGUCGACUACAGUCUUGAUCGUUGUUAUAAAGUCUCCUUGCCGCGGUCUGAGAUUAGCAAACUGGCUAUUUCACCAGACAAUAAAGAUCUUGCAUGCAUCCUACACAAUAAAGAGGAACCUCAAAGCACGAGCACAUUAAUUCGCGCACCCUUAUCGGAAUUGAUUCGGAUUGGGGAGAAACCACACAACUAUCCAGUUAAAGGAGCUUUGGUUAAUGAGUUUGCCAUUGACGACCAGCUCGACACUCACGAUGACGACCCCUGGUGGUUGGGUAAACUGGACUGGCCAGGGACAGACAUUACCCAAUUUCUUUUUUCAACCACGUCGGAUAUUUACCUUGUUGUUCGGCCAGAGCUCACGGCCAGGAGCAUUGAGCACAAAAUACCUAUCAUACAUAUUGAUCUUCGUACCAAGAGGCUUGAUACUUUGAUCAUAGGAUCACUGGGUGCCGACAGCAUACCCUCGUCGACUCUUUUUACGACAUUCGCGCCGUUUCGGAAACAGGCGGCUACCUGUGCUGUUGUCACCAGGGAAAAACAGCUGCAUAUCCAAAAUCUCAUGGGAAAUGGGCUCUCUCCUGCCAUUCAGAACAGAAUCAACAAUUACAGGGUUCUGAAACUGAUGAUGGGCUGGCACGACGAGAAGAUGUUUGCCCUGGGAACACCGCCGGCCAGCCAUAAAAUGUUGCUGCUGGAAAUGACAAUUCCUCAAUCAGGGGCGGAUAAAAUCUAUGUGAAGGAAUUGGCUCAGCUUCCAGGCCUUUCCUGUGACGAUGAGUUUGUCGAAAUGCUCUCUGAUGAUAAGAGUGAGCAGAGACAUGUUCUUAUUGCCACAUUGGCGGGCGCAAAUCAGUGUGCUAUUUACCGAGUGCCCCUUCUCGCAUCAUAA